Messenger RNA from Vidua chalybeata, 3700 nucleotides. RefSeq names its product ribokinase (gene RBKS). The record is from RefSeq and is a predicted model, not a curated record. The coding region runs from base 1800 to 2639 and encodes 279 amino acids. Lineage: Eukaryota; Metazoa; Chordata; Aves; Passeriformes; Viduidae. Gene Ontology annotation, biological process: D-ribose metabolic process. The transcript is spliced from 8 exons. Gene Ontology annotation, molecular function: ribokinase activity.
AUAAGUUUUUUGUUGGUUUUGGUGGGAAAGGAGCCAACCAAUGUGUCCAGUCUGCUCGACUUGGGGCCAAGACCUCGCUGAUCUGCAAGCUAUAAAUUUAAGCAUGGAGGAGGCUGUUUAAGAACACUGCCAGAACCAAAGACUAGUUGGCUACAGAUCUGACAGAAAUUGCAUAUAGAGAAGGAUUGCAAAACUUAGGUUGAUAUGCCAUGGAAAAGAGAAUUGGGAAGAGUUAGACGUGUUCAAAAUUUAAGAAAUCUUGAUUAGGCCUUCCUCUUUAUGUUCCCCACUGUUACAGCGAUCAGCAUUUCAUUGAUGGCAUUCAGGUGCUAGAAGCUACGGUUGCUCUGAAAUUUACUUUGUAGAUGAUUAAAAAUCUGAUACUCACAAGCCAGUGACAAAUUUGAGAAGGAAUGUAAAAGUGCUUUGAGGGUUGAAUCAUUAUGUCAUUACUUGAGGUUAAGAAAGUGAUCAUUUCCAAAUUCUAGCACCUUUGUGUGCUGUGGGAUAUUUUUGCCUACUUUUCUGAAGCAUCUGAUGUACUGCAGCUCUAAAGACUUGCUCAAGGACCAUUGGACUGAUUCAGCUUGGCAGAUGCUAUAUUCUUACAAUGCUUUUCUUUGAUUUUUGUCAUUAAACAUUAUAAGUUUUGAGUGAUCAUUACUACGGUUAAGAUCAAAUUUUUUCUCUCUGUAGUCUUUAUUGUCUAUCCUGUGCUAACUGUAGAUGAAACUUCAAAUUGACUGGACAUACUUUGUUUUUUGCCAUAGCUGGGGAGGAUGCUAAAUUUGUUGGAUCAUUGUCUGUCAAGGAUUUUUUGAGAAGUACUGCAAACAUCUCAAGGAAGCCUUCCUCACUGUUCUUUCAAUUCAAUAUUUAGACUAAAUAAUGCUGGCUAUAAAUUUAAAUUACACCUGAAAGCAUUUCUGUGAGUUAUUAUCACUAGUUGUUCUACAGUGUGGGGUUGGGUUUUUUUGGCAAUGUUUGCACUUCUGUCAUAUUAUGUAUAUUUCAUCAUCUUUGCAUUCAAGAACGAUCAGAUUCAAAUACAAGAUCAACUGGCAGUGAAUUCCCUUAUAACAUUUCCUGCUAAAUGUUAAAGGGUUUUUUUCCAUUGCAAGUGUGAAUUUUGCUUAAUUUUUUUUAAUGGUCUAGCCCUUUGCUCGGUGCAAUGGAAACAUACACAUUCAUAAUAAAAUUUAGUAGCUACUAUAUUUUCUAAGUACUUUUCAAUAACAUAUUUCUGUUAUUUCAGUAAAACCCAGUCUUCUUUCUUUCUGUCUUUCCAUCUUUCUGUCUCUCUGUCCGUCUGUCUCUUUCUCCUGUUUUCUCUUUCUUUCUCUUGUGUAUUUGUUGGAGAAAAUAUUAGCAUUUUCUAUUUUUUUAAUUUUGAAAGUUGUUAUUUUUAAAAAUUGCACUUUAUAGCCUCACAAAAUACUAUCUCAUCUCAUAGAAGUCUCAUAUACAGUCUUAUAUCUGCAUAGGUUAAUGAGAUAUAAAAUUUCUUGCUUAAUAAACUAUGAAGAAUCUGGCAAUAACGAGCCUCUGCAAUUACAUUAUUUUUACUGCAACAACUAAUCAGAAGUUGGUUCUUUAAGCUGGAUUGCCUCUACAUACAUACUCUGUGCUCAGUUACAUGCUUCUGUUUUGGUCAUAUUUCCCAACAUUUUUUUAUCUAGUGUGGAUGCAAAAAUUACUUCUACAAUCUGAAGUUCAGAAAAUGGAAUCAGUAUUAAUAUUAAAGGGACAUUCUGUUGGAGUGUGGCAUCCUCUUAGUACGAGUGUAAUUUAGACAGAGGAUGUCCUCAAGAAGACUGGAGAUUGACAUCUCAGAUCAAGUGACAAGGAAUUCUUCAUAUCUCAGAGCUUUAAAACACAAGAGUCAGUGUUUGGUUGGGAGUGAUUCCUUUGGCAAUGAUUAUGUUGAUAAUUUGAAGAAGAAUGGUAUUUCUACAGCAUUUGUAGGUCAAACUACAGAUGCUGCUACUGGAACUGCUUCAAUAAUUGUCAACAGUGAAGGACAGAAUGUUAUUGUCAUAGUCCAAGGAGCCAACCUGCUUUUAAAUUUUGAAGACCUGAAGAGGGCUUCUGAUGUCAUCUGUAAUGCCAAAGUGGUUGUUUGCCAGCUAGAAAUAACCCCUGCUGUUUCUCUUGAAGCUCUGAAAAUGGCACGUGCCAGUGGAGUAAAGACGUUGUUUAAUCCAGCUCCAGCCCUUGCUGACCUAGAUCCACAGUUUUAUACCUAUUCUGAUAUCUUCUGCUGCAAUGAAACUGAGGCAGAAAUUUUAACGGGCAUCCCAGUUGGCAACCUUGAAGAUGCUGAAAAGGUGGGACGCAUGCUGUUAGAAAGAGGGUGUAAGCUCGUAAUUGUUACUCUUGGAGCAGAAGGCUGCAUGAUGAUAUCAGGAGACGAACCCAUUCCAAAGCACGUUCCUGCUGGGAAGGUCAGGGCUGUGGACACUACGGGUGCUGGAGACAGUUUUGUGGGAGCACUGGCAUUCUACCUGGCCUACUAUCCCAAGUUAUCCAUGGAGGAAAUGAUCAGGAAGUCUAACUGCGUUGCAUCAGUGAGCGUCCAGGCACCGGGGACACAGUCUUCAUAUCCUUACAGGAAGGACUUGCCUCAGGACCUUUUCUAAUUGAUUGUCUAGCUUGUUGUACUGAUUUUAUCUCAUACCAGACAGCAUUAUUCUCCUGACUGCACUGAGGUUCUCCUCUGCUGACUGGAAAGGCCAGCAGAGUCUCUUUGCUUCUUAUUUCAGGAAUCCAGUGUGUUCCUGUUCUACAGCAGUAAGAUGGGGUGUGGGUGGUGGGUCUUUCAAAGAGAGCUCAGCAAGUCUCUCUGGCCCCACACAACCCUGUGGCUGUCCCACACAGUGUGCUCUACUGAACUACAUGAAGUUUAUAGCAAAACACCUGGAGGGUAUUGGGCUCCUGACAAUAUUUGUACUUGAUUUUAUCAGAACUGCUUAUGUGAAAUGGCAGCACAUGAAGCAGAGCAUUAGCUUUGAGACUACAACUUUCAGUGCUCAAACACCAAAGCCAGUGUUUGGCUCACAACAAAGCCCUGUAUAUCAAGCCUGGGGCCACCUGUGCCCACGUGCCUCAGGUGUGGCACUGCACUCUCUGCUUCCCCACACUCAGGAAGGUCCCUCCAGCUGCAAAUAGGACAGGACUGCUACUGAGGUUGACUUUGAAAAAUGUUUCUAGCCACAUUGCUCUGAACACAGGCAAGCUAAUGAAGGAAAAAAAGCUUACAAGAACAUCAGAGAACUACCUUGUCUGUUUUCUUCAUGUUUGACAAAAACCCAGGAAUGAAAAAUCCAUCCUAUUAACCUGGCUGAAAAUAAUACAGGCCUUUAACCAUGUUAAUAGCUUAUUCAAAAACUCAUUUAGGUUCCAAUUCCGUCUUUCCUCAGAAGGAGCUGGUGCAACAUUACCCCUACAAGUAAUGACACCAGCUCGUGGUCACUAAUGUCGCAUCUGUGGCUGGUAGGUUAGAAAAACUUGCAAUCCUGCCAUUGAAUUCCUGCUGUGGAAAAUGUUAAUUUUUAUUGCUUUAUAAAACAAUAGUUCCUUUGAAGAUUACAGCCUCUUUCACAAUAGAAAACACAGACAAUGGGAUUUGCUAUUUAAUUUUUUUUAAUUGAGCACUGUAAAAAUAACUCAAAAGAUAAAUAAAUGUUACUGUGAUGAUCUA